This is a messenger RNA of Pteropus alecto (black flying fox), 2750 nucleotides long. It is a transcript of the gene LRRC74B, whose product is annotated as leucine rich repeat containing 74B. Lineage: Eukaryota; Metazoa; Chordata; Mammalia; Chiroptera; Pteropodidae. The record is from RefSeq and is a predicted model, not a curated record. Gene Ontology annotation, molecular function: protein binding. The transcript has 9 exons. Bases 1 to 1509 code for a protein of 502 amino acids.
AUGCUGGAAUUGCAUGGGACCGCAGGGAGAACAGGCGCCUUCAAAGCGUCCCGCGUCGCGCCUGGCCCCUGGCGAGCCCUUACUCUCCCGGCUAGGAGCAGAUUCAAGGUCAGCGCAGGCCAGCGGCGGUUUCUGCAGCAACCAACAAUACUGGGUUGCCAGGGCGACUGCCGCAGGGGAGAGCGCAUCUCUAUUGGCUACAGCGGGCGCCUGUUCACUGCAUACCACAUGCGACUGGUCAAGGCAGCUCGAGCGUCCACCCACAUCCCCAGGCCCCCCAAUCUAGGUGCGGUGGCGCACAGUCUGGGCCUCAGUGCCCGCAACCACAAAAUGAGUGUAAACAUAAGGAGUCCCUGCGAGAAGUCUGGGGAGAAUGAAGAGGAGGAGAAAGAGGCGGUGGCCACCGCUGGGCAUCUUGCAGGGGUCCCAGAGACCGAGGAGAGUUCGGACUCUGACCUGGAGACAGAAGGCACCCGUGGGCUUGGAGAACUAGUCAAGGACACCCUCUACCUGAAAUCUUGCCAGGCCCACAGCGUCGUGCCUGCCUCCUGCUUUCUGCGCCAAGGGAGCACACCAGAGCUGAACCUGCGUCACCGUGGCCUGGGGCCCCAGGGGGCCCAGGCUCUGGCUUCCUCACUAACCUCCAAUCCCUAUGUCAAGAGGCUGGACCUUCGAGACAACGAGCUCUGUGGGGCCGGUGCAGAGGCCCUGGCAGGUGCCCUGAGUAAAAACAGCAGCAUCUGCGAUGUAGACCUGUCAGAGAACCAGCUGGGAGCAGUGGGAGCCCAGGCCAUCUGUGCCACCCUCGCAGUGAACCCGGCCAUACAGAAGGUACAGCUGGCAGGGAACGGCCUGGAGGAGCAGGCGGCCCAGUACCUUGCUGAACUCCUGCUGGCCCACACGGGCCUGAAGUCCCUGGACCUGAGCUAUAACCACCUAAAUGACCAAGCAGGGGAGAUACUUGGACCGGCCCUGGCAGAAAACACAGGACUCACUGAGCUUAACAUAAGCUGGAAUCACCUUCGAGGCCCAGGAGCCAUUGCCUUUGCCAGGGGACUGGAGGCAAACAUCUUCCUGAGAGUCCUGGACAUCUCAUACAAUGGUUUUGGAGACUCUGGAGCCUCUGCAGUGGGCGAGGCACUUAGGACUAACAAUGUGUUAGAGGAACUUAACAUGAGCAACAACCGCAUCUCUAUGGUGGGAGCCCUAAACCUGGGCCUGGGCCUCCGGGUCAACCAGACACUGAGGAUUCUUGUCGUGUCCAGGAAUCCCAUGAGAAGUGAAGGCUGCUUGGGUGUUCUCAAGUCUGUCCAGAAUAAUCCGGUGUCUGCCCUGGAGCUGCUAGAUUUCUCUGACAUUCAAGUGAACAGAGAGUUUGAUGACCUUGCUAGCUCAGUGAAGGUAAUUCUUCCAGGGCUUUGCAUAAAGACUGCUGCCCGCAGAGUGGAGUACAAAAAAGAGUUGCUGCCAGUCUUCAGACCGUCCCUACCAGUGUCUGCCCCUAAAUGACUGUUGAGUGUGGCCUCGUGAUGCCUUCUUACCAUUUGACUCUGCACUGAGUCCCCAUGUCAACCAGGUGGUGAGUCCUAUGGAACCGAUCUUCAUGAUGACUCAGACACCUGUACUCUCCUCUCUACCCACAGCCACUGCGCUAACCUGUGCCUUCCUUUGCUCUCACUCAUUCGCGUAACAUGAAUUCGUACUCUAUGCUGCACAUUGAACUGGUAUGGGGUCAAAGAUGCCCAAACAAAUCCUUGCCCUGGUGACUUAUCUUGGGAGACAAUUAAAAUAUAAGAUGGUGCACAACUGGCAUUCUCAAACUCAACUUACCAUAAUGCAAACUGACACAACUUUUUUGGAAGGCAUUCAUUAUGCACCAACAGCCUUAAAACUGUCUGUGUACUUUAAGCCAAUGGUCUGACUAAUCUGCUGUACAGAAAUGCUGUUUAUAAUAAUGGCAAUAGGAAAUAAUCUAAAGGCCCAAUAAGAGGGGAUUAGUUAACUAAGAUUUGGAACUCUGCAAACAUUAAACGCCAGGUGCUCAAAGUACAUUUAACAAUUUAUGAAAAUGCACAUGAUUAAUGUUAAGUAAGUAAAUUAGGAUAAAAAAAUCACAUGGUUUGUCUGGCAGUUCCUCAAAAAGUUAAACAUAGAGUUACCAUAUAACCUGGCAAAUACAUUUCUAGAAAAGUGAAAACAUAUGUCCACACAAAAACUUGUUGAUCCACAUAAUAAAGUGCAAAUGCUCACCAACUGAUGAAUGGAUAAAUAAAAUGUGGUGUAUCCAUAAAAUGGUACAUUAUUUGGCAAUAAAAAGGAGUGAAAUUUGGGGUGAUAAAAAUUUUCUAAAAUUGAUUGUGGUAAUAGUUGCACAACUACAUGAAUAUACUAAAAGUAAUUGAAUUGUAUAUGUUAAAUAGGUGAAUUGUAUUGUAUGUGAAUUGUGUAUCAAUAAUGACAUUUAAAAAAAGAGGAGCAAAGUAUUGGUACAUGCUACAAUAUGGAUGGUCCUUGAAAACAAUAUGUGUGCUAAGUAAAAGUCAGUCGCAAAAGUCCACAUAUUGUAUGAUUCAGUUUAUAUGAUUAUAUAGAGGAGGGAAAUCUGGAGGUAGAAAGCAAAGGUUGACUAGGUUCUUUUUAUCAUUUGGGGGACGAUCGAAUGUUCUAAAAUUGGUUGUGGUGAUGACUGCACAACUCUGUGAAUAUACUAAAAACCAUUGAAUUGUGUACCACUUGAAAUGGGUAAAUUG